Messenger RNA from Lathyrus oleraceus (garden pea), 1270 nucleotides. RefSeq names its product serine/arginine-rich SC35-like splicing factor SCL28. Bases 107 to 1021 code for a protein of 304 amino acids. Gene Ontology annotation, molecular function: RNA binding. NCBI's taxonomy places the organism in Eukaryota, Viridiplantae, Streptophyta, Magnoliopsida, Fabales, Fabaceae. The transcript is spliced from 7 exons. The record is from RefSeq and is a predicted model, not a curated record.
CUCUCAACUCAGUUAUUCUCAAUCGUAUCUCAAUUUUGUUAUUCGGUUUAUUAGGGUUUUUGUUGUUUCCCAACAAGUCUCUCGCUAACCCAAGGUUUUUCUCCCAAUGGGAAGAUAUCGUAGCCGUAGCAGAAGUUUCAGCCCUCGCCGCCGUAGCAGAACCCCACCUCGCGGUCGCAAGCGUUAUGAUGAUGAUCGCCAUCCUGAAACCAGGUCUCGCAGAGACCGUCGUUCUCCUCUCCCUUCUGGCUUACUCGUUCGUAAUCUCCCCCUCGAUGCUAGACCUGAAGAUCUUAGGGGGCCAUUUGAACGCUAUGGUCCUGUGAAGGAUGUUUACCUUCCUAGAAAUUAUUACACUGGGGAACCUCGUGGCUUUGGAUUUGUGAAAUAUCGAUAUGGCGAAGAUGCGGCAGAGGCAAAGCAACAUCUGAAUCACAGUGUCAUUGGUGGACGCGAAAUAAGAAUUGUGUUUGCUGAGGAAAAUAGGAAAACCCCUCAAGAAAUGCGUGUCACUUCUCAUGGAAGUAGCCGAAAUGGAGGUGGUAGCAGAAGGAGAGCUCGGUCAAGAUCUCCACGGCGUCGUUAUCGAUCCUACUCUAGGUCUCCAUCACCUGCCAGGGACAAUUCAAGGGAUGACAGAGGUAGGGAUGGUUAUUCUCCAGAGCGAUCAAGAUCUUAUUCUAGGUCUGUUUCUCCCGGUGGUCGGAAGGAAGACAAAAUGUCCCCUCGUGCCUCCCCUGGUGGUAGGAAGGACCGCAGGGGGUCCUCUCGUGCCUCUCCGGAUGAUGGGAAGGAUGACAGGAGGAGCCCUCGUGCCUCUCCUGGUGUUGGGAAGGAUGACAGGAGGUCCUCUCGUGCCUCUCCAGGUGGUGGGAAGGACGACAGGAUGUCACCUCGUGCCAGGGAGAAUGGUCGAAGUCCAAAUGUUAAGGAAGAUCAGGCACCUACCAGAUCUGAGAGCCCUAGGGACAAAGAUCACAGUCCUUCAAGGUCUCGCUCACGGUCAUACAGUCCACGCUGAUUUUCCACCAAGCAUGUGAAGUACUGGAGAUAAAUUGAAAGACACUGAUGAAUCUGUUAUGUUUAUUUUAGACUGUUGAAAACAAUUCCAAUGGAUAAUAGUUUUUGACUUGGUCUGCCAUUUUAGUAGAUACCGGCUUAAGUCCAUUUUGUCUGUUUUCUGAAUACUGGUUUUUUGUUAUUCCACAGCAGAUUCCCCUACUAUGGAUAAUUAGUUAAGGUUGAUGUUUUAAUAUUUAUUGUUUGUCUA